Molecule: messenger RNA, 579 nt
Organism: Porites evermanni
Lineage: Eukaryota; Metazoa; Cnidaria; Anthozoa; Scleractinia; Poritidae
Source: the annotation of a GenBank genome assembly
AACUUAGGAAUCAAAAACUACAAAGCCGCCGGAGUUGGCGUCACUAAAUUUUCUCCACUGCACGAUAAAGUGUUAGAAGAGAUUGGAAAAGAAAUAAAGAGAGAACUAAAGAACUACUCAAAAGAUCCGACGAACACGUACAAGUACCGAGGAGAGUUACAGAAGCCUGCUGAUUUCCAAAAUGACCAUUUGAUUAGAGAAAUCCAACAAAAAGCAGCCAACUUGCAUUGCCUUGUUUCUUCGUCAUUUCCAAGGAACAAAAAAGUACAGAACGCGAAAAACAAGGAGGCAUUGAUCUUUGCAAGCAUUCUGAAUCCAUGGAUUCCAAACUCUUAUUUUACAUUUAAAAUUAACACCAUUCUAGUGCUUGGAGGUUGUAAGAAGGAGGAGAUGGGCUGUUUUAACAAGCUAGGCCUCGCAAGCCAUCCUAACACCGUGCGAAACAUGCAGAAGAAAGCAUGCUUUGCUUUCGACAAAGCUGCGACGAACUGGAAAGAAAGAGAUAGUAACACGCGAGAAGAAGAUUCUUUUCCUAAAACAAGUUCUCAACAGACACUCAGAAACAACCUCUCAAACUGA